AUGACCACCAGUAGCGAAGAUGUGAUGCUGCAGGUGAGCGAAGUGCGUUAUAAGAAGGGCGAUGGCACCUUAUAUGUAAUGAAUGCACGGCUGGCAUGGAUGGCAGAAAAUCGUGAUACCGUCGCAGUUUCGCAUCGUUUUGCAGAUAUAAAAACACAGAAAAUAUCACCGGAAGGUAAACCUAAAGUUCAAUUACAAGUUGUUCUCCAUGACGGCAAUACCUCAACAUUCCAUUUCGUUAAUCGUGAUGGUCAACAGGCCAUGUUAGCCGAUCGUGAUAAGGUUAAAGAGUUACUGCAACAAUUGUUGCCAAAUUUUAAACGUAAAGUGGACAAAGAGCUGGAGGAAAAGAAUCGUAUAUUGUCGGAAAAUCCUCAUUUGUUGCAACUUUACAAAGAUUUGGUGACAACGCAAGUUAUAACCAGCGAGGAGUUUUGGAAUACUCACGCUAAAGAACAUGCCUUAAAAAAGGUGAAUAAGAAACAAAACAUAGGUGUUUCCGGCGCUUUCUUAGCCGAUAUUAAACCUCAAACUGAUGGUUGCAAUGGUUUAAAAUAUAAUCUGACUGACGACAUUAUUCAUUGCAUUUUUAAAACUUAUCCCGCCGUUAAACGAAAGCAUCAAGAGAAUGUUCCAGCCAAAAUGACUGAGGCCGCUUUUUGGACGAAAUUUUUUCAAUCGCAUUAUUUCCAUCGAGAUCGCAUUACCGCUGGUACAAAAGACAUAUUCGCCGAAUGCGGUAAAAUUGAUGAUCAAACAUUAAAGGCGGCUGUGCAGCAAGGAGCUGGUGAUCCAUUGCUUGACCUAAAACAAUUUGAAGAUGUUCCUCUCGAAGAAGGAUUCUGUAGUGUUUCCGGAGAUCGUACCGCCGUCAAUAGUGGGAAUAUUGUUCAUCAAAAUAUGAUUAAACGUUUCAAUCAACAUUCGAUAAUGGUUCUGAAAACCUGUACAGAUGUUAAUGCUGCCAAUGCCAAAGCUACUAGUAGCGGUGGUUCUACGGGUAAUAAAUCAACCAAAGAAAAAGACGGUAGUGCGGAGAAAACGAGACAUAAAGAUAAUUUACAAAACGGUGAUAUGAAUGGGGAUUGUACGGAAAAUCCAGCCAAAAAGCAAAGAAUCAUAGAGAAAAUACACUACGACGACUUGGGUGACCCGUUGUUAGAUACAGAAACCGCGAACAGUAACGCUUUAAACGAUGCUAAAAAGCCACAACAAAUUAAUUUAGCCAAAGUGGAGCGUUACUUAUACGGGCCAAUGCCCACCACUAAUUACGACAUGUACGAAGACCCUAGACGUAUGGAAGACAUACAAUAUCGAUUAAUACAGUCCACAGAGAAUUGGAAUCAACGAGUACCUCAUAAAAUUUUAGUCAGUUCAACGGCAGCUGUAAACGCUUUGGGUGAAUUAAGUCCCGGGGGCGCUUUAAUGAGAGGUUUUCAAGAGCAAAGUGGAGCACAAUUGGUUCCUCAAGAAUUUGAAAAAGAUCUACGUAAUCUGUAUCUCGCCCUGUCGGAGUUACUGAAACACUUCUGGCGUUGCUUUCCACCCACCACGCAAGAACUUGAAGCCAAAGCCUUGCACAUGCAUGAGGCUUUGCAACGCUUUAAAAUGGCUAAACUCAAGCCCUUUGAGGAUCGGGCUUUGCAAAAGCUCUCACCAUUAGGCGGUACUUUAACGCAGCAUCUAAAUCGCUUAUUGCAGGCUGCCAAUUCAAAAUUUGCCACCUGGCAAGAACGUAAAAUGCGCCAACAUAAAUAAUUAAGUUAACAACUUUUCUGUAAAUGUUUUGUGUUUUUGAAUGGUUUCAAAUAUUUCUUCAUUUAAGUCUAGAAUAAAUAUUGUUUUUCACUUUAUUUAUUUACAUCCUUUUUGAUAGUAAGAAAGCAAGAAACAUUAAUGAAGUCUAAGUGCGAUGUUACACUAAUGGUUAAGCAGUAUUCGUGUUGCUAACAAUCAACCGUUAUUUUCAAAAAAAAAUUAUUAAUAACUAUGAAGGAGUUCGAUAAAUUAAUCCCAAAAAAUUGAUUUAUGCACUUGUAGUCCGAAAUAGUCCGAGCUAGUACGAUGACUGGUCACAAAUUUAAUACAAUGACACGAAAUUGAAAGUAUCUAAAGCAUUGUUUCGAAUGUCUCGUUAUGCCUCGCUAUUUGAGAUGUUGACUACAUUGGUUCGGUAAUCGAAACUGUUUUACUCUUGUUUGACAAAGAAUCGCUUCAAAUGAAAUCAAAUAAAU
Molecule: messenger RNA, 2234 nt
Organism: Glossina fuscipes
Lineage: Eukaryota; Metazoa; Arthropoda; Insecta; Diptera; Glossinidae
Gene: Tfb1
Product: general transcription factor IIH subunit 1
Exons: 5
Coding region: 1-1758 (585 amino acids)
Biological process (GO): nucleotide-excision repair; transcription by RNA polymerase II; transcription by RNA polymerase I
Cellular component (GO): transcription factor TFIIH holo complex; transcription factor TFIIH core complex
Source: RefSeq, a predicted model, not a curated record